Messenger RNA from Fragaria vesca subsp. vesca, 1545 nucleotides. Its product is annotated as vinorine synthase-like. Lineage: Eukaryota; Viridiplantae; Streptophyta; Magnoliopsida; Rosales; Rosaceae. The record is from RefSeq and is a predicted model, not a curated record. The transcript has a single exon. Bases 109 to 1395 code for a protein of 428 amino acids.
UCACAAAACCAUAUCCUUGUUCUAGCUAAGCUAUCCCAACUCCUCCACAUAUACUAGCUCAGCCAAAUUUGAACUCAUCGAUCAUUGUUCUUUUAGAGUUUGAUCACGAUGAAGGUUGAAGUGAUUGAGAGGGAUUGCAUCAAGCCUUCUUCUCCAACCCCAAACCACCUUCGCAAACACGAGCUUUCAUUUCUCGAUCAAGUUGCCCCUCCCAUUUUCAUGCCCAUGCUUCUUUUCUACCCUGCUACUAGUUAUGGUAACGACGAAACACCUUUGUCCGCUAGCCGGGUUAAGCAGUCCCUAUCGGAGACCUUAACACAGUUCUAUCCGCUAGCCGGAAGGAUUAUCGACAACGCCUUCGUCAACUGCAACGACGAAGGUACUCCGUUCGUCGAAGCACGAGUCAAGUGCCUCCUUUCAGACGUUGUAUCCCAACCGGACCCGAACCAACUCAACAAGCUACUACCAUGUGAUUUGGAAUGUGUGGUCGACUUUGUUCUUGCAGUCCAAGUCAACAUCUUUGAUUGUGGCGGCAUGGCUAUCGGAGUUUGCAUUUCGCACAAAGUCGCUGACGCCUUGUCACUAGUCAUGUUUCUCAACUCUUGGGCGUCCAUUUCCCGAGGAGAUAACUGUAACUACAGAGCUCCCAUUUUUGACUUGGCUACGUUCUUCCCGCCAAGAUCCAUAUCGGGGUUCAAACCAGGAGUUGGAAUAGCAAGAGACAAAAUCGUUACAAAACGAUUCGUUUUUAGCGCCUCCAACGUCGCUUCUCUCCGAACAAAAUACACGACGUCUGAAACUGAGAGACGCCCGACUCGUAUCGAGGCCCUGUCAGCUUUUGUAUGGAGCCGUUUUUUGGCUUCCACGCAAGGAAAGCCCAACUCGGACAUAGUUUACAAAGUUCUCCACGCUGUAAACCUACGUACCAGAAUGGAACCGGCUCUUCCGGAGCACCAUUUCGGAAAUGUGAGCAGGUUCGCGACGGCGACGACGUCGUUUGAGGAGGGCGAGGAGGAGUGUUAUGGGUUUGUGGGACAAAUGAGAGAUGCCAUAAAGAGCGUCGACGGGGAGUACAUGAGGAAGAUUUUAGAAGGCACGGCGCAUGUUGAUUAUUUGAAGCAGAGAGCGGAGGAGUUUCUGAAAGGAGAAGUGGUUUCGUUUAGCUUCACCAGUCUGUGUAGGUUUCCGUUGUAUGAGACUGAUUUUGGGUGGGGGAAGCCGAUAUGGGUCGGGUCUGCUAGCCUCACGUUCAAGAAUUUGGUUUGUUUCAUGGAUUCUGGGUCUAGUGGUGGGAUCGAAGCGUGGGUUAAUUUGAAGGAAGAAGACAUGGCUAAGUUUCAAGAGGAUGAGCAGUUGCGCGCACUCAGUUAUCCAGCCAGAGAUGCUAAAGUUUAGUGCUGCCCGGUCCACUAUUAAUAAUGGAUGAUGUGCUUAAUUAGAUUUUACUUCAGUUAUAUUUCUUGAUCGAUUUGAAGCAACUGAUAUUAUUUGCGUUUGAAUAAAUUUGUUUAUCAACUGAAGGAAAUAGUAAAAUUGUAACUUCAG